CCGCUGCCCCGCGGAUAUGCCGCCGCUGCGGGACCCCUCCUCGCUUCUCCCCUGCUGGCUCCUCCCGCCCUUGCGGCGAGUCGGGACGCGCUCCUCCUCUUCCCCACGGCCUCGGUUCCUCCUCCCCCCACCCGCGUCGCCACCGCCCCCUCCUGCCUCAUGGGGUCCCCGGGUCCUCGGGAACCGCGCUGGGCUCACGCGGGGGCGGGGGCGCCACCCGCCGCGGCCAUGUGGGCUGGGGCGGAAGCGGGCUGUGCGGGGUCGCUUGGCCGCGCUAGACCUCCGCGUUCUGGGAGCGGGGGCCGCCAGGUGUGCGGGCUGCCGGAGGCAGGUAGCGGCGCCGGGAAGGAGGGCAGCCCGAGCGUCGCGAGCCUCCACAUCCGCAGCACCGGCGGGGCUCGGGUCUGGGCGCUGGAGGCUGCCGGGCCGUCCGUCGGGUCCCUGCGGGGUGGGGGGCUGAAGCUACCUGCCGGGCUCUGAGAGAUGGGUGGCCCGAGGACCGUCAGAGUCGCAGAGAGGAGGAACGCUAGCUAGCUCCAGCCCCACUUCUUUGUGCUUUACUACCGUGCUUUGACACUUAAGCAACUUUGGGGGUGGGGAAGGGAGAGGUCUGUGUAAUUCAUUCUUUUCUUUCGGUAUAUAAAAUUAUUAAUUUACAAAACUGUAAGCUAACGGGAUGAGUCACCUGUGACUGAAUUUCCCAGAGUGAAAAGGACAGUUCCAUUGAGGGUUAGGCGUGAAUGCUGUAGUGUAUUUUAAGUUUUGUGCAGUAGAGCAAACCCAGCGUUGAAUGGGGUCCAGACUGAAGCGUGUGCUCGUGUUUCUGUUUACUGAAGAGUACUAGUGUUGCUGCUGCAUUUCGAGACCCAGGAUGAGGGCUGGGCGGCAAUAGUAUGGCUCUUAGUUACAGUCCAGGUUUAGUGAAGAGAGGCACAUGAAUAUUCAAAUAUUCAAUUGGUAGCGUCCUGUGGGGAGGAGAGCAGGAAUAAAGAGAAGGCCUGAUUGGGGCCCUGCCCUUGCCAAUUACUGUGCGAUCUUGAAUUAGUAAAGUUACUUAAUUUUUCUGAGUUCCAGUGUUACACUGUACAGAGGGGAUGAUUAUAGCUUUCUUUGUAAGUUUCACAGGCUUCUUCUGAGACCCAGAUUAUCCAAGGAACGUGAAAUGCUGUUAUAAUGUAAAGUCCUUUAUUUUUUAAAGGAUUCUAGUACGAUUUAACUCUGCCAUAAAUAAAAAUAUGAAUAAGAAUGAAGGCAGAUAUAUGAACACAAUACAAAUAAUAAAAGUGUUUUCCAACAUAAAACAUAGAAACGUAAAGAUACAAAUAAAUACAAUCUUUACGUCACAAUAUUUGUAGAUAAGCGAUUGCAAAAGGUCUUAGCUGUGUUAUACAGUCUUGUUUUUAGAUAGGAUAUGAUCCUUGACCUUGUUAGUAUAAUUUGGAAAAACUUGCACGUGGAGGAGUGUUGCUUGAUCUAAAAAUAGCAUUACUGAACAAUCUAAAGGACCUGUACUAGGUUUAACAUGUUGAGCAUUACUCAUGUUAAACCUAGUACACGUCCUUUAGAUUCUUUAAAAUUUCCAAAUUCUAUCUUCUUGUGGCCUGUGUGGGACCUGAACUUAAGAAACAGUGUUUGCUUUUGACAGUUGUACCAUCUGAGUAGAAUAACUUUAAAAGUAGGUGGCAUUUUGAAUUAAUAUGUAUGACAUUCUUCUGAUAAGAUUUUAAAAAGGUAGUGUGAAACCACAUUCAUGAAACAGGUAGAAAGAAGGUGAAUCACUGGGGUUUGUGGAAAAAUGCUAGACACAUUUGUGAAAACAAAACAUCUAGGGUUUAUUCCGUGUGUUAGGAUUGGAGGUAUUUACAUGUUGGAUUCUGCAGGUAUAUUUCUGGUAUCACUGUUAGACAUGCACUCAAAUAUUCCCAGAGUGGCUGUCCCAACUGUCUCUUUUUCUUCAUUUCUGUUACCACCUCCUAUGGUCAGCUUUUAAAAUUUCCCACCAAAUCAGUUGUCAUACUCUCUUAAUUUCUCUACUGUAAUUCCUCCCCUUGCAAACAAACGCCCACAAAAAAACCCUAUCAAACAAAACCUUUUGUACAGAAGUUAUUUUUCCCGCAGUCUGAUUAUGCGUAUCCCUCAUUGCUUUCAGGAUUCCAGCCCCACAUUCAGGGCCCCUCUUCUGAGCCUCUUGCUCUAGCCAAAGGCUAUGUUUACAUUCUUUCCUUUCCGAAGUGUCACCUGUCUUCUGAAAUCACAGCCGUUCCCCCAAUCCCAGCUUGAGACCUUGAUCAAGUCACUGUAACUUAUUCUAAGCUGCUUUAUACAUCUGUGAUGAAAUAUGGGCUUGGCUGGGCAUGGUGGCUCACGCCUGUAAUCUCAGCACUUUGGGAGGCCUAGGCGGGCGGAUCACCUGAGGUCAGGAGUUUGAGACCAGACUGGUAACGUGUCAAAACCCUGUCUUUACUAAAAAUACAAAAAUUAGCUGGGCGUGGUGGCACACGCCUGUAGUCCCAGCUACUCAGGAGGCUGAGACACAAGAAUCAGUUGAACCUGGGUGGUGGAGGUUGCAGUGAGCCGAGAUUGCACCACUGCACUCUAUUCUGGGCAACAGAGCAAGACUCCGUCUCAAGAAAAAAACAAAAACAAAACAAAACAAAAAACCAAAAAGAAGAAAUUAGGGAUUUUCCUUAACACUUCUCUGAUCACUAGGAGUGGUCUUUCUUUCUACUGCUCUGGUCCCUGGCCUGGCUGUCUGGCCAGCUUGUCUUUGGGAACAAACAGAACAAAACUGCAAGAGGCCUUUCUAUCACACCAUUAACAGAAGUAAGGCAUUCCCAGUUACUCUGUCACACCACCUUGUUUAUUCCUUUAUGACCUUUUGUGCAAUCUAUGAUUACCUCACCUGUUAGAAAA
Messenger RNA from Gorilla gorilla gorilla (western lowland gorilla), 2913 nucleotides. RefSeq lists its product as uncharacterized. Bases 17 to 460 code for a protein of 147 amino acids. Lineage: Eukaryota; Metazoa; Chordata; Mammalia; Primates; Hominidae. The record is from RefSeq and is a predicted model, not a curated record. The transcript has a single exon.